Messenger RNA from Loa loa (African eye worm), 236 nucleotides. RefSeq lists its product as hypothetical. The annotation marks the transcript as partial. The record is from RefSeq and is a predicted model, not a curated record. The transcript has a single exon. NCBI's taxonomy places the organism in Eukaryota, Metazoa, Nematoda, Chromadorea, Rhabditida, Onchocercidae.
GCGCAACGAAAGGAAAUCCGCAACUGGGAUAUACAUUGGCAGAUACACAAAACCAUCACAUUGCUGGUCAAAGUUCAAUAGGUCAACAAGACCACUCAACUGAUGACUAUCUCCUUGAAAACUUUGAUGUCGGCAGUCCCGAUAUUAAUAUUCUCGAUUACUGCGAUUUUGCAGCAUUAGGCCCAGAUAUAGACACAUUACUCAGCGAAUGGGAUCUUAGCCAAUUUGAUCUUUAA